GAAAAGGAUCAUCCCCUAGAUCUUUGUGACACACUGCCCAGAGAAAUCUCAUCUCAAUAUCCAGAGGCCCCCGUAGAGCCUCAAGGUGCGGCACCAUGGCCCGCUGAAGAAAGUGCGGCGAAUCGUCCCGAUCGCACAAUUGAUGACCCUGGUAACUUUAGAAAGUUCCUACGUGACUCCCGUGACGAGGCAGAGCUUGCCGUGUAUCUUGGACUCCAGCACAAACACGACCUCGGACAUUUCGCUUUGUCCUAG
Penicillium robsamsonii is the source of this 255-nucleotide messenger RNA. RefSeq lists its product as uncharacterized. Lineage: Eukaryota; Fungi; Ascomycota; Eurotiomycetes; Eurotiales; Aspergillaceae. The annotation marks the transcript as partial. The record is from RefSeq and is a predicted model, not a curated record. The transcript has 2 exons.